This is a messenger RNA of Oryzias latipes (Japanese medaka), 3927 nucleotides long. RefSeq lists its product as uncharacterized. Gene Ontology annotation, molecular function: ubiquitin protein ligase activity. Gene Ontology annotation, biological process: protein ubiquitination. The record is from RefSeq and is a predicted model, not a curated record. Lineage: Eukaryota; Metazoa; Chordata; Actinopteri; Beloniformes; Adrianichthyidae.
CUGUUGGGUGGAGGCAAGUGCACCCUGGACAGGUGCAUAACCACACACACAUUUACACCUAGGGAUAACUUAGAUACACCAGAUAACCUAUGAAGCACAUAGAAAGGACCAAGUCAGGAUUUGAACCUGGGCCUUCUUGCUGUGAGUGCUUACCACUCUUCCACCACCUUCCGCCCAACCCAUUUUGUGUAGACAGAAAUUGGACAGGACAAAGUAAACAUUAAAACUCUGCUGGCACCAUCUUUUUACUGCCAAAGCAACAAAUGAAGGUGAAGGAAAACCUCACCUCUAAAUGUGCGCAUUUCAAAAUCAAAUCAAGAAAAAAACACAAACCUUCAGAGUUCCCAUGAAACCAAAGCAAUAAACCUUCAAAACUUUCUUGCCACCAAGUAUAUUGUUUUAGGGGAAAUCAAUUGGAAAUGGUUCCCUUUUGAAGCCAGCCUUCAGUGGUCUUUAGAGAAAGUGCAACAAUUGAUCCUUCCUGUCCUGCAUCAAAUGAAAGUAUGCAAGGAUUGGUCAUCAAUGAUCCCCAGACUUUCUACAAAUUGACUGAUGGUGAAGAGCAAACACGACUGAAAACUGGAUAAAAAACAAUGAAGCAGUUCUAAAAGUUAGGAUGGAGCUUGUCAAUCGAAAGACCCCACCCCAUUCUUUUAUUACAAUGUCAAAUGUAAAAUACAAAACUUUGGUUUGUCAACGUUCACUCCUUGCAUCAUGAAUGCUAAAUCUAUGCAAAAAGAUGGCAAAACGUUUCAGAACCAAACCUAAAAUCUGCUUAUUUCUGAUUUGGUCUUUUUUACGUUAAUUGGAGUGAAUAUAUAUGGAUCUGAAAUGUCUUUAGUAAAUGAGCUUCAAACAGGAAGUUACAGACUGUCCAUUCAUUACAACUAAUGAGCUUAAGUACAAUAACAGCCUAUUGUGUUUUUUUAGAAAUAUUUAAGAAAGGCUUUCUUAAAGAUUAAUUUAAUUAAACAAGAACUAGCUAAAAACCAAGCUAACAUUGAGCAGCAACUGAAAAAUAUGUAAAAUGCAAAAAGUGAAGAAAAAAAAACUACAAUAGAACCAAUAACAGACAAUCUAGGAUAUAAAUAGAAAAAAACAGAAGAAUAUACUUUAUUAUUAUUCAGGGUGGCUGGAUGGCUCAGUUGGUGACGCACAUGUACACGGGAAGUCAGGGUUUGAUUCCCAGGGAUGCAAUGAGCUUCAUCUAGUGUGGGACAUUGGGCAAGACCCUUCACCCUACUGGCUGACUAUGUAGCCACAAGGGGCCCCCAGUCUGGGUCCCCCUGUACCGGUCCUCAUAUAAUGGGUGGUGUCAGGAAGGGCAUCCAAUGUCAAAAUCUCUGCCCUACUAAAUGUGCAAAUCAGUGAAAGCCAAUUCUCUUUGGCGACCCCUGAAGGGAUGUACCAAAAGGUGAGCAACAUAUUUUAUUAUUAUUGAACCAAUUGAUAAUACGAAGCCCAGACACACACAAAAAAACACAAACGUCAAAAAACCAUCAGUUCUUGGACGUUGUGUCUGUAAGGUGUGUAGUGUCCCAAAACACAAAUUCGUAGUAUAACCUUUCAAACUCUGAGCCAUCCAUUUGGUAAAACAAACAUUUUCUUACAAGCAAAGCCUGUUGACUCUCUGACGUAAUCAUUUUUUGCAAACUCAAUGAGUCACUGAACGUGCUCUUGCACGCACACGCGUGUAAAUGGAGAGGAGCUCCAGUGACUUAUGACUUCCUUUGUAUGGCUCUUCUGUUUUUUUUUUGGUUUUUUUGUUUCCUGUCCGUCUCCUUUGUUUUGCCUUUCCUCACGUUUUGCAUGCAAUCCGGCACACUGCAUGGUCCUGUGAUGAUGAGGCAAUGGCUGGAUAAUUUCAAAGAUGAAGAAUGUUACGAAACAUUUUUAGAGGAAAUCUGAUAGGGUUAGACCUCUGUAAUCCCUAAUUCCAGUCUUGAGCUUAUCUUCAAUCUUCUGUCUCUUUCCAAGUCUUCCAGGUUCUGCUUAAGACUUGCCUACAUAGGUGCAGUUGAGCCCCAGGGCCCUUACAUCAUGACGGGGGAGGCUGUCCCAGCACCCCAGCAGGGGAACUUGGAGGAACCUGUGGAUGUGGAAUGCCCCAUCUGCUACCAGGAAUACAACCAAUACAACAAAUGUCCUCAGAUGCUGGAGUGCCUCCAUGUUUUUUGUGCAGAGUGCCUCCAACUGAUCCAAAUCAGACCGAGCAAUCCCUCCGACGCCAACAGCCCGAAAUCGAUUGCCUGCCCCCUGUGUCGUCAUUUGACCUUGCUGGACACUGGAGGCGCCCUCUCUUUGCCCUGCAACUCUCGCAUCCUCUCCCGGCUGCCCCCAGCUGCCCCUCACAUGUCUGAAAGAAAGACCAACCGUCUGUCCAGUGUCCCCCAGGGAGUGGUGUUCUCCCUGGAGGGCGACAGCAGGGACCCUGGUUUUAUCAUAGUACCCACCGUCAGCCUGCGAGUGCAGCAGAUGCAUCCGGAAAGGCCCUGCGGGGCAGCGCCGGGUCUGGUGGGUGAGGAAGGGGUCAUCCAGCAGAGCAAGAGAACGCUGGGUUGUGUGCAGGUCCUGGCGGUCGUCUUCUGGGUGCUGUUUGUGAUCACCUGCGUGUUUGGCGUCGUGCAGAGGAGAUUUUAAAAGAAAAAAGGAAUCGUUAUCUCUUUAUUUUGUCUCACUUCAUGAAUGUUUCUUUUCAUCAAUUGCAGAUCAUGAGCUCCCUCUAGUGGCCAAUGAAGAAAUGCACAAAUGCCACACACUCAAUUGACACAAACACAUUCAACACCUAUUUGCCCCAGUCUCAACAACAUGGGCUGUUAAUACACAAAACCCUUGUAACUAGAGAGAUUUACCAGCAAAUCACACCCACAUGUUCUGGUCUUGUCCAGCUCUACACUCUUUCUGGAAGGACAUUUUUAGAUUAUUAUCCCAGAUCAUGAAUUAUAAAAAUUAUAGAACCCAGUCCUUUGACAGUUAUCUUUGGUGCACCUCCGCCAUCUGUACCGUCUUCCUCCUCAAGGUCCUCUCCUAUUUCUUUUGCCUAAUUUUGCUUAGAUGGGAGUUUUCAAGUCCUCCAUACUUACACUAAAAGAUUCACUUGAAGAAUUCCACAAAGCCUGUCACAGAGUAAUUUAUCUGUGUGAAGGGGAGGAGGGCGGGGCGGUCAGUCAUGGUCUCCGUUUUUGCAAAAAAUAUCUAUUUUUAUUCUAUUAAUUGGUUGUUUUGUUUUGUUGGUUCAUGUUGUAUUGUGCAUUUUUAUAUAGACUUGUGCUGUUUUUGUUGUAGCCUUUAAUCUUUUUGUCUAAGAUUUGUCUCAUAUAGUGGUUUAUUGUCACCAUAAAAACUGUUUUUUUCUUCCAGAUUUUGUACCUGUUUGCAAAUACAAAAAACAAAUUGCAAAAAAAGCAACAUAUCUAUAUGAUAUAUGUAUUAUAUAUAUUUUAAAAUCUUGGUGUUUUUUUGUGGCAACGACAUUUAUCCUGAAGUAAUUAUGCUGUAUUUGGUGCUUGUGCCACAAUAUGCACCAUUUUUUUUAAAGUCCAGUUCCACAUGAUCAAUUACAGCCAAAAUAACAAAUUCUUUUACUGUUUUCAGACUGAAUUUUCAUGCAUCACUACUAUUUCUGUGCGUGUUUAGAAAUUUCACAACCCAAUCUUAAAGUCUUUCAGUUUCUGCCCAAAGGUCUCACUUAAAACCAUAACAUUGGCACAGAUAUCAGCAUAUUAUGAUUUUAUGACCAUUUUAAUCCCCCCCACCCCCCGUACAAUGAGGUUUGAGUAUUUUGAGUUUAUUAUUGUUUGCACUGAUGUAAUGAUGUUUGUUGUGUGUUUAGUUCUUUUUUUUGUGUUGAUCUAAUCUGUUCUUGACUCCUUUACAAAAAACUUUGUGAUCUUUUUUGAGAAAUAUGUUAUAACAGGAGAACCCAAA